UGAGAGAAGAGAGGCCCCUCUGGUUGGCAGAUUGUGCUGUGGCUGCCCCGACGGGCUUGUGAUCGUCCGAAUAAAUACCAUGUUGAUUUCCCCUUGCGCUUCUUGACUCGUCGCGCCUAUUCUUUUUAACCUUUGCGCGCCGCUUCGCACAACCUCUCGCCUCUCCUCCCCCCUCACGCACGCACACAGUCUUGUCUGUGCCGUCAUCUUCUCGAUUGUUGACUUCACUCUGUCGCAGUGUCGUAGGGUCUUUCUCCCUUCGACACACUGAGCGCAGCUUUGAGCACUUACACGAGGAAAAGAGCCGCAACAAUGCUCAACUUCCGAAGAAAGAAGUCGGCAGAGUCCGAGGCAACGGCGCAAGAGACCGUCGCCGUCGACGAUGCGCCCCGCCAACCGUUCCGGAAGGCCAUUGUGCCCGUCAUUGCCUGCGGCGCCGGUCUCUUCUCCGACGGCUACAUCAACAACGUCAUCGGAUCCGUCACCACGAUCCUCGCACUGCAGUACGGCGACCUCUACAAGAACUCCAACGCCAAGAAGUACGUCGGCGACAUCGCAUUUGCCGGCACCGUCGUGGGACAGCUCGCAUUCGGCUGGCUCGCUGACCACUGGUCGCGAACCAACUCGCUGCUCGUGUCGACCGUCAUCCUGCUCGUCUUCACUGCGCUCGCCGCCGGAUCCUAUUACAAGGGUGACGAUAUCGGCAUGUUCAACAUCCUGGCCGCAUGGCGAUUCUUUGUCGGUAUCGGCAUUGGAGGAGAGUACCCCGCGGGUAGCGUCGGCGCAGCAGAGUCCACCGGCGAGCUAAAAUCGGGCUCGAGAAACUUGUGGUUCAUCAUGUUCACAAACACCAUGAUUGAUUGGGGUUUCGUAAUUGGCGCAUUCGUGCCAUAUGUUGUCGCAGCCGCUUGCCACAAUGGUCACUACAGCACCAUCUGGCGCACCAGCUUGGGCAUCGGUGUCGUGUUCCCCAUGUUCCUCUUCGCCCUCCGUCUCUUCGUCAAGGAGCCCGAAGCAUCGACCAAGAACUCCAUGCGCUACGCGAAGACGCCCUACCUUCUCUCACUCAAGUUUUAUGGAUGGCGCCUCUUCGUCGUCAGCUUGAUCUGGUUCAUCUAUGAUUUCUCCGCUUACUCCUUCGGUAUCUACUCCUCAACAAUCUUGAGCAAUCUGUAUGGAGAUACGGCCCCGCUCACCACCGUCUUCGGCUGGAACACGGUCAUCAACCUGUUCUACAUCCCCGGAACCAUGCUUGGCGCCCCGGCCUCGGACUGGCUUGGUCCUCGCUACGCCCUCGCCCUCGGUGUCUUCCUGCAGGCCGUCGUCGGCUUCAUCAUGGCCGGCGACUACUUCAACUUGUCGCAGCCCGGCAUGGUCGGCGGCUUUGUCGUCGUCUACGGCAUCUUUUUGGCGCUCGGCGAGUUCGGUCCCGGUAACAACAUCGGUCUGCUUGCCGCAAAGACUUGCGCGACGGGCAUUCGCGGCAAGUACUAUGGUGUCGCCGCUGCCAUUGGCAAAAUUGGCGCUUUCGUCGGUACUUGGGUUUUCCCGUACAUCCAAGCAGCCGCCGGUGACAACGCCGUCGCCUCCGCCCAAUACCCCUUCUGGGUAUCCUCCUCGCUUUGCGUCUUGUCCGCCGCCCUCGCGAUUUUCUGCCUGCCGCACAUCGGGCAAGACACUAUUGCACUCGAGGACGCGCGCUACCGCGCUUACUUGGAGGCAAACGGCUACGACACCCGUCAGCUCGGCAUGAAGAGGGGCGAGAGCUUCGAGAACACCGAUGCUGAGAUUCCUGCUGAGGGUAUGACUGAGACUUCCAAGAGCGAGAAGGUUGCGGCUUAGAGGCACCCCAAUCCGAACUCGAAUGCUGUUUACCUGGAGAUGUACGUAUGGAUUUUGCUAUUGCAUGAUAGCUGGCGAGUGAAGAUAUCAUGGUGAUGAGUGCAUGUAGAUAUAUGUGGGAUGGGACCAGAUCUGAAGAGCCGCGAUGAUACCACUUCCGAAUUAAACCUGUCC
Molecule: messenger RNA, 2016 nt
Organism: Colletotrichum scovillei
Lineage: Eukaryota; Fungi; Ascomycota; Sordariomycetes; Glomerellales; Glomerellaceae
Product: major facilitator superfamily transporter
Exons: 7
Coding region: 313-1842 (509 amino acids)
Biological process (GO): carboxylic acid transport; transmembrane transport
Cellular component (GO): plasma membrane
Molecular function (GO): carboxylic acid transmembrane transporter activity
Source: RefSeq, a predicted model, not a curated record